Paramuricea clavata is the source of this 2556-nucleotide messenger RNA. Lineage: Eukaryota; Metazoa; Cnidaria; Anthozoa; Malacalcyonacea; Plexauridae. The record is from the annotation of a GenBank genome assembly.
AUGGUCAGUGCUACAGUUAAUCCCGCGCUAAUGAACACCGUUGCACCUCCUGCUUCAGAGAAUUUCUGGAGUGACGUUUUUAAUGUAAUCAUAAAGUCUUGUGGGGUACAAUGUCAACCCUCAACCUACGGAGUUAUGUUAACAGGACGCCUUAGCCAAGUAGUAAGUGCUGGGGAGAUACUGAAAUUAAAGUGGAGAAGUCAUUGCCAAGAUCUACAGUUGAGAAACGUUGACUAUUAUAACGUUUUCAAUCAAGCUGGCACGAUUUUUAGCCAACAUGGCAUGGCUAUGAAUCAAGCUGGCACGACUAUGAAUCAAGCUGGCACGGCUAUGUAUCAAGCUGGCACGACUAUGAAUCAAGCUGGCACGACUAUGAAUCAAGCUGGCACGGCUAUGAAUCAAGCUGGCACGGCUAUGUAUCAAGCUGGCACGACUAUGAAUCAAGCUGGCACGGCUAUGAAUCAAGAUGGCACGGCUAUGAAUCAAGCUGGCACGGCUAUGUAUCAAGCUGGCACGACUAUGAAUCAAGAUGGCACGGCUAUGAAUCAAGCUGGCACGGCUAUGAAUCAAGCUGGCACGACAUUCAACCAAUAUGGCACAACUUUCAAACCACGCGAUACGAAUUUUAAUCACAGUAACAUGUAUAUCUACCGCGGUAGCACACAUAUCAACCAAAGUGACAUGCAUUUCACUGAACGUGGCAGGAAUAUGAACCAAACUGGCGCGCGUUUCAAUCAAAGAGGCACAACUUUUAGACAAGAUGAUUGGCCAGUCAGUCGAAGUGACACAAACCUAAACCAAUAUACCCCAACGUUCAUCCCAAGCCCAGGCAUCACGCACUUCAACCAAAGUGGGUCAAAUUUCAACCUACACGGGACGACAAAUUCAAUCGAACGACAGGGGUUUAUGAGCAGUGAGCAUGCCUUUGAUCCUAGAUCAGAAAGUCAGUUUUAUCAGCAAAACAUGAAUUGCUCCUCAGACCCAAGAAAUCAGCAGACGAAAAGGAACGAUUCCGAACAAUGGCCAAAUGAGGACAAGUGGGAGGACAAUAAGACAAGGGAUCCUGGGAAUGCGCGUUAUAACCAACAUCGCCAAUCUGAUGGCAAUGCGAGACAAGACCAACCAUCAGAUUCCAAACAACUCAGCAUUACGGAUGACACUGCCAAUUCCCAGCCAUUUGGAAACCCUCCAAACACAAAAUACACAGCGCAAUCCCACUGUGGUGAUGAGACGGACCCUACCAGGAAUUCCCAACUUUCACCACCAGGCUUCAUGGAUGAAUCCCCAAAUUCAAGUAGCAUGGAAGGAGAUGCCAGUGGAAGCAAGACAGACUCUUUUAGUACUAAACCAGCAACUUCAUUAUACAGUACAGGAAACCCCCGGCCAUUAGACAAUGCCCACAAUAGGACAAGCACAAAAACAACCACAGGAACAGAAAAUACAACACUAAACGUAGAUGGCACAUCUCCACCGUGUAACACCAAAGUAAUUGCUAUGCCAGAACGCUCUCUAAACUACACCACAUGCUACCAGCCAGCAGAGAACCACCAGCAGAGCACAACUCCAAACUUUUCUAUAAAACCAGAAAGCUUGACCACACCUAGCAACCAAUUUGUAUCACUUUCAAAUGACAAGACAGAUCCCCGAAGUGAAAGACCGCCAACCUUACUUCAUAAUACCACAAAUCACCAACAACCAGUCAACCACCAAGAGAGUUCAAUAUCAAACACUGCAACUGGAGCAGAAGAGUUAACCACUUCACGCAACCUACUUGGAUUAGUUUCAAAUGGCCAGCCAGAAUCUCGUAGUGAAAAACCACCGGGCUUAUCAGAAACUAACAUAAAUCCCUCACCACAAGUUGAUGAACAACAGGGUACAACUACAGACCCUACCACCGGACCACAAAACUCAACCAACUCCAGUAACAAAGUUGGGUCACCUGCAAAUGACCAACCAGAUGGAAAUAGUGAAAAACCACCACCAGACAGCACCACAAACCACCAGCCACCAAGCAAUGGCCAAAAAAGCACAGCGAAAAAUCCUACCAUCGGAUCACCAAACUCAGCCACAUCUGAUGAUAACCAAACUGAAACACCUUCAACUAACACCUCUGACUCCCUUGGUGAGAAUCCAUCUAACCCCAUAGAAAAGAUCCCAAGUAACCAACCACAAAACAACCAACAGCAAACAAUCCCAAACCAGAUUUUGAAACAAACCUCAACCCAUGAACAUCCCAACAACAACACCUUGCCUAAUAAUUCUCCUAACUUGAAAGAAGCGAAGCGAACUAUUCCUGUUCCCCCACCAAGACAAAAUAGACCAGGACCUCGUCAAAAUGCCGCAAAAUUUUCAACUCCCGCUGCGAAACCACAACAACCCAGACAAGGGAGUCCCUCGCCAACAACAGAGUCCAAUAAAAACUGUGUAAAUGAUAAACCUACUACUGCCACAGAACCAAAUAAAGAAGGCGAUCAAACCGCCACGACAGAGAAUUCUAAGGCGUCGAUAACAACAGAUGAACAAAGUGAGAAAGCGUUGGACGAACAACUGGACUGA